GAGGAGAAAGGGACGGGCCGGCCAAGCAUGGGAAGAACACCGAGCGGCGAGCUCAACUCCUCAGGGAAGGCGGCCGCGCCGGGGACAGGGAAAAAUCAAGUUUGUGUCUGAGAAUUAUACAGGUAACUACCCUAGGCCAUCUUCUGGCUAUGUCUGCCAUGUGGCUGCAGAUACCUACACAUUUUCUUACAAAAGAAGUCAUUUUCGUGCCUUCGAACUAAGUCAGAAUUACCUCUAUGAACUUUCAGGCAACGCUGUUAUUAAAUGACACAGAUAGACUUUUCCUUAUAUAAUUGUAGCUUUUCAAUACUGGGAACCUAAAAGAUGGCAACACCCACUUAUAAAAGCAUACUUGAACUCAAUAAAAAUGCUCUCAUCUCUCCAUGGAAAGGGCAAUUAAUUGUUCAGGGUUGUUUGCAGUGUGAUAUAACUCUUUGGUCUACUUAUGGCACAGUAAUUCCAGUACAACUACCACAGGAACUAGAUUUUAAGUAUGUAAUGAAAGUGUCUUCUCUGAAAGAAAGCCUCCCAGAAGCUGCCUUUAGAAGACAGAAUUACUUGGAGCAGAAAGUCUGUUGCCAGGAUUUAUGCUUUGAUUUAUAUGAAGUGGAACUGUCAAACAAACAAGGGGAAAACAUAGAUAAGCUAAUCGAGUACAUUAAAAAUAAGCAAUUGGCAAUCAUCAAAUGCUUAGAAGAUAGGGGAUUUUUCAUUUUACUUACAUCAUCAGCCUUAACACCAGAACCAGAUUUCGGAGAUGAGCAGAUGAGUCUACAUGGUUUACAUUUAUUCCAUUCACCUCAAUCAACAGGAGCAAAGGACUUGAAAGUUGAAGACGACAUCUCUCUGAAAGUGAUACCUAUUUUACCUGCCCUCGGUUGUGCACUUCUAGAAGCAAAGAAGUCACUUCCUGAAAAAGGAAUCCCUCCAAACAUCUUAGUGAAGCAUAGUUUCCGAGACCUGUAUAAGGUGGACAAAAGCCUUUCAUUGAUGGCUCCUCAAGAUACAAUGAAAGACACUGCAUUCACUGGGAAACUGUCCCAUGCUUUUGACUUGGCUCCCUCACUUGAAAAGUGCCCUUUAGAGUCUCUGACUCAGUUGAAGAGUUAUUUUUCAGACCCUAGUGGCUACACUCUGGAUCUGUCUACUGCUUUAGACUUGUUAGCAGAGCCUUCUCCGUUUCCUUGUAUUUCAGAUGGAAUUUGUGAUGCUGGGUUUUCUUUAGUUAUGACUCCAGAUCCUGAAUUUCUUGACUCAGAGAUGGAAAUAAGAAAAGAAACUGAAACAACAAAAAAAUGUGGGAAAACAUUGAGAGUAAAGAAGAGAGCUGUAACUCCAUUGACUCCAGCUUCAAAUCUGAGAGUUCAGCCAAAGAGAAAGGCCAGCACGUCGGCUGUUACACUACCAAGUAAACGAGUGAGCCUGGGCCGCCCCCUUUCCAAGAGAGCUACAGCCAGAGCAGACAGUGGACCAUGCAACCCGACUCUCAAGUUAGUUAAAGGGCAGUUUCCUCAGAAGAGAAAAAGAGGUGCAGAAGUGCUGACUGCACAGUUUGUACAGAAAACCAGACUGGACAGGAAAAAACGAGAAACUUCUGUACAGGACGCUCCAGUGGCUACAAAUGCUAAAAGAGCAAAGAAACAAGAGACAUCUCCAGGUAGAGUUGUUUCACGGCCUAAACCACCUGUGAAAAAGUCUCCACAAAAACGGAAGGUAAAUGUAACAAGAGGCCGUCGGAAUCCCAGAACCAAAAAGCAGCCCCAACCUGCCGAAGAAGACAUUGCUUUACAUCUUCAAUCAGAACUUUCAUCAAAUGGUCAAAAAGAUGGAAUUAACCUAAGUACAGCUCAACAAGAAAGUAUUGCAGUGAUUCCUAAAGGUUUUCCUGAAAAUUCGAUUAUCAACUGUGACUCCCAGGCAUUAAAUAUGUUAGCGGAUCUGGCAUUAAGCUCUGCUGCUUCUUCUGUACCAUCUUGUGAGGUUAGGAACCUUUCCUGCUUCUCUGAAUUGCCACAAAACAAUGUUUUAUUCUCUAAAGAAAAUUCAUUGCACGGUACCUCUGACCAUGAAUAUCAUAGGGGAGUUAAAAGUCAAAAAGGUGUACUACUACCUAAACCAUCCUCUGAUGAGAAGAUUAAUUCAGAGUCAGACUUAACUGUUAGCCAAGAAGAAAACUUGGUCCUUUGUGAUAAGCCUCUUGCUAUUGCUCAGCCUGCACCCCCUGAGGAAGCCCGAGAAUCCUCAGAUGCAAGUCAAAACUCUGUUGCUGUGGAACAUUCCUAUGCCUUGCUCCUUGCUGAGCAGUCAAAGAAACAUCUGUAUCAGAGAAAGUUACCAAGUCCUGCUUUUGCAAAGAAUGGGGCAAAAGGCCCCGAAGCUGGAACUCCUAUUGGAAAGGUCAUGCCAUUUCGGCAUCUGCAGAACACCUCCCCUCUACAAAAGCUUUCUGAAGAUUCAUUGACUAAGCGCAAAAGUCUAUUUGUAUCUUCCAUCCUCAAAGAUUUUUUUUGCUCUCAUACCGUUCUUAGUUGUGAUGGCUCCUUAAAGAUCACUUUCAAAUGUGAAGGAGAAUAUGCAUUCAGCUUAGAUAGCAGAUACACCAGCAACCCAUUGGAGAAAACUAUUGUGAGAGCAUUACAUGGACCCUGGAACACUGAUUUGCCUGAAAAUAUGGAAGAUGUGAAGCUUUUACUUCAUAUGUGGGUAGCUCUGUUCUACAGCAAACAGAACAAAGUCAUGGGGUCACCUCGAAAGGUGGUAGAACACAGAAACCCAGCAAAAUAUGUAUGCAUAAAUAGGUCUGUAGAAUCUUUUGACCAAAGUGACAUUGAGGAGUUUUCCAGUGUGGAAAGAUACACAGUAGACCCUCUGUUGGAGACUAAGGAAGCACAUGAAGGUCAUGCCACCAAUACGACCUUUCCUGGACCUAACUGCGUGCUUCCUUUCAUUAAUCCACCAACCACCAGAGACUUGGAACUCUGCGUACAGAAUGAACAGAAAGAAAUGUUUACAGGAGAGUGUCACCUGGAUACUUCAGGAAGCCAGAGUUGCAUCUAUUCUUGUAAUAAUGAGGUAACUGGAAAUAAAGCCAAACAAGAAUUAACAGAUAUACCUGAGACUUCUAAUGUUGUGCUUUCUGGUGUUGCAAGUGCCCAAAGUAAUGAAUCUUGUAUUCCCAGUGAAGAUAAAACCUUCCAGAGCACAAAGAUGGUUUCUUGUAAUGACUCUGUCACACAGGCCACCUUGACCACAGCUUAUGAUGGGGCCAGCAGUGAGUCAGUAAUGUGUCAGAAGUCUGUGUUCAGCACCCUUGAGAACAAAGUUGAUAUUUUUCAUCCAUCACUGCUGAUAAAAACAGGUGCUGUACAGGAUGUUACUCAGCAUAGCAGCGUCAUCAAUAACAAAUGUCUACCCUCUGUGGAAAGGAUGGAUGAUAAUGUGGAAUAUAUGAUGAUUAAUCUGGAGCCAGUUACUCUUGCUUUUGAAAAAACUGCCUAUGUACCAAUACAUAAAGAAGUAAAUACAGCUGACAAACCUACAGGCUUUAAUAACGAGCUGGUUAAACAAGUAUCCCCUGCCUUGAAUAUUCAGUAUCCUGUGUCUACAUUGGAAAAGGCACAAGCACAGUGCCCUAGGGACAUUCCUUCUCUUGCCAUUUCAGAAUAUAAAGAGAAUAAGUGCCUUUCUGCCUCCUCCCUAAAAAAGGAAACACCUGAAAGCCAGUGUCCAUUACAGAAAGAGAUUCCUCCAAUAUCAGCUGAUGAAGGAUUGAUAACAGAAGCACUGUCAUUAGUUAAAAGUUCUAGUUAUUCAUUAGCGAGUGACAAAACAAAAUGCCCACAGGAUGCCUUUCUACAGACUCAGAAUGACUUCAGCAUGUCUUUAGAUGAGGUUCUAGAACCAUCACAAGUUAAAGUAGUGUCAUUAUCAACCUCUGCUACCCUGGAAAACAAGCAGUCCCUUAACUGUAUUCCAGCAGUAAGUAAUAUAUCAGAUGGCUCUACAGAAGUAAGGAAUAAUGACAAGAGUAAUUUAAACCAAGAAAUGACUUUGCAGACAUUGAAUUCAGUAUUUCCCCAACAAACAGAUCUGUCUGUGAAUAAGGAAGAGGUUAGCAUGGAGUUGUCAGGGGAAGGUUCUGAUACCGACCUAACUCUUACGGUAUCAUUACCUACAAGCCCCAGGGAGGAAAUGGCAGCUUGUGAAAUUGAACAGUUACAGAGGGCCCCAGUAUCAAAUUUAGGACUACAAAAUAGAAAUGAAGAAAUGGUUGACUCAGAAGCACAUGUGAGCCUCAUAAAAAAUAAAGAAAUAAAUUUAGCUAGCUAUAUGUCAGUGUAUCCUGUGGAACCUAAAGAACCAUUAAAAGAGACACAAAGCAAUGAUUUAAAACCAGGUACAUUAAUACUUUCUAAAGAAAAUCAUGCCCCUAAGGUUGCAGAAGAAAUUAAAGUUUCCUCAGGCUUCCCCUUUGGGGGAAGAAUAGAAGAAGUAUCACCAGCUUCUAGUCCUGAUCCCAUAGUACAUACUGAAGAAACACAGCCAUCUCCAUGUUUAAAACUUAAUGAUACACAGUCUGAGAAAAGUAAUAAGUUCUACCAAAUUAAAUCAGGAGAUUUAACCAUACCAGAAAAAGAAAAUUAUUUUGUUGAUCCUAAGACUUCAAUAUCACAAGGACAAGUGCAGUUCUCAGCUGAAAUACCACAGGUACUAACUAAUGCAGGAAUAGAAGGCAGAGUAACUGUGCCUGGUGAGAUAACUGAGUUCAUUGUCCCAAGUGAGCACAAAGAAAAGGUGCAGUGCAAUGAUAAAGAAUUAAGCAAGCCUACCUCAUCACCUAAAUAUGAAGGUAACUUCAAGCCUCUUGAAAAACUGGUAAUAUCAGGAAACCCAUUGCAGGCAAUUUGUAUGGAGAACAGAAAUCUGGACACAAAACCUCUUGCCUUGGAGUCCAGUGUACCCUUAUGUGGUCCUAGAAAAGUUGAAAAUAAGUCUUUGGCAGAUACAUUGGUUUCUAUAACCACCGGAGGUGGAAUAGUGAAUGUGUCAUUAAAACAGACUAGCUCUAAAGACAAUAAGAAAAAUGUCUUUGACAGUGAUUUGAAAACAGAAGCUGAUAAUACUAUGCAGCCCGUGUCAGUGAACUCUGCCUCCGUUGACAAAACUGAUGUACAGACAUACAUGUACCCAGAAAUCUCAAAGUUUGUUUCUUCCUCUGACAGUGCUCAAUGCACCUAUUAUACAAAACCAGUAAGUGUAGAGCCACAGUUUCAAACACAGGAAAUACCAGUAGUUGAAGUGGCCGGCUUACUUCAGAAUACUGGAACUGAAUUACAUGAAGAAAGGAUGGAUCUCAGUGCUGUUGACCUUCAUCCUAACUCCACAUCUACAAAAGAUGAACAAAAAACAAUUCAUGUACUGCAAGACACAUCAAAAUGUGAAGAAAAAACGCCCUUGAAUGAUGGAGUUUUCUCCAAAAUUGCCCAUUCUUACCAAAAGACAACAGACAUCAGUAAAAGUGUCAAUGAAGCGCCUUUUGCUUCCUUUGUCCUAGAAUCCAUUGACUCAGUUUGUGGCAUCUACAGAGAACAUAUUGUCAGUGAAAACUCAAACGUGGGACAUAAAACCAAGGCAGAUUCUGAAACACUGAACAGGAAUACAGAGAUAAAUGGGAAUGCUUCCAUGUGCUAUGGAGCACUUUCUGGAGCCACUGAUCAAGAGUCUCUUGAUUGUAGAAACUGUAAAUUAGAUUUGGAGAAUUUGUGUACUUUGAGAGGUGCUCAUGCAAACCAAAAAGAUGCUGUAAAAGAUAGCAAUGACUCUUUCACAGGCUUAAACAACAGUGACAAUGACACUUGGGUCUACUCUAGCAAAAUUUUAGAGCUGGAGACACACAUUCCACCCAGAAGCUGGGAAAUGGAACCAUGCCCUAUCUCAACAAAUAAGUGUAUGCCUCACUACGUCCAGAUCCCAGAUUCCCAUGGUAUCCCCAGGACUUAUGCUAACUUUACUAUAACAAAAGAAUCCAAAGAUACCACAAGAACAUUGCAUAGCCUGAAGAGGCAUCGGAAUUUCACUGCAAACUGUGGCCUUCUUAGCUCCUGGAUUAGCACUUGGCAUGUGGCAGAUGACCUCACACAGAAUACUUUAGACAUGGAGUACUUGCGUUUUGAUCAUAAGCUAAAACAAGUAAGAAAGAAGGGGGAUUUUCGGCAAUCUUCUCCUUCCACCAACAUCUUCCCUAACGAGUCCCUUAUCCAAGUCUCAGUUGGAACAUGCCCUUCAUCACAAACAUCUGAUGCCUCACUUCUGCAUCUUCCACCUAAGAGCAGAAGCCCCAUUCUGGUGACAGUUGUACACUCAGACACCAGGCAGCAGAGUCAUUGCCAAAGAGGCCACUCACCCAGCAAUCUAGACAGUUCUCCUUUAUGGAAGGAGAAACGUAGUCAAAAUAGAAAUCUUAGAAAUUCUGAAAGAAAUCAGACUGUUCCAGUUCACCUAAAUAAACUGAAAUACAACAGCACUUUGAAAGAAGCUAGAAAUGAUAUUUCACUUAUUCUAAAUGAAUAUGCUGAAUUUAAUAAGGUCAUGAUGAAUAGCAACCAAAUAGUUUCCCAAGAUAAAAGGUUAAGUGUAGCUUCUGCAGAAGCUGUGUCCCAGGAGACUUGUCAGUCAAGACAGUCGGUAUCCUACAAAGAUGUGAUCACAGACUUGUGUGCCACUCUGCAUCUCAAACUAAAAGGAGUCAUGAGGGAGGCUUGUAAGAGUCCUUUCUGGUUCUACCUCGUUGAAACAGAAGAUAAGUCAUUCUUUUUAAGAACAAAGAGCAUUCUAAAGAAAGGAGGCCAUACAGAAAUUGAACUUCUGGAUUUCUGUCAAGCUUUUCACAGAGAGAGUGAGACACUAUUAGUUAUCAUCAAAAAUGAAGACAUAAUAUCACGUUUGCAUCAGAUCCCUUCUCUGCUGAAGCUAAAGCAUUUCCCCAGUGUCAUCUUUGCUGGAGUGGACAGCCCUGAAGACAUUCUGAAUGACACCUACCAAGAGCUGUUUCGCUCAGGCGGCUUUGUGGUAUCAGAUGAUGAUAUACUAGAAAAUUUGACAUUAGUUCAACUGAAGGAAAUUGUUAAAAUCCUGGAAAAUCUAAAUGAAAAUGGAAAAUGGAAGUGGUUGCUUCACUACAGAGAAAAUAAAAAGCUCAAGGAAGAUGUCAGGGUAGAUUCAAUUGCACAUAAAAAGAACUUAAUUCUAAAAUCAUACCAGAGUGUAAAUAUCAUUGAAUUGCUUCAUUAUCACAACUGUGACUCUCCAUCACCAACGAAAGCUGAAAUUUUGAAAUGCUUACUAAACCUGCAAAUUCAACAUAUCAAUGCCAGGUUUGCUGUCUUCCUAACAGACAAGCCCAAAGUGUCUACAGAAGUCUUUGAAAAUAAUGGAAUCCUUGUUGCAGAUGUAAACUACUUCACUGAAAAUAUACAAAAGAUAGCAGCUCCAUUUAGGAGUAGCUACUGGUGAUUGGAGUUGAGACUACACAUGGAAGAUAACAACAAUAAAUAAAUUAUUUUCCUGAGUCUGAAAAUCUUCAAAUACAUACAAACAAUCCUCAUCUGAAAAAUCCAUGUUUCAUUUUUCAUGCUUUGCUAGAAUGUCUCGUUUCAUCAUGAACCAUAGUUGCCAUUAGCUUUGAGUUACAAUGGUUGAAUACUGCUGUAAAUUAUUUUCACUCUAAACAUCAUGCCUUCAAAACUAUUGAGCUUGAUAUUAAAAUUGAGACCUUCACAUGUUUUACAUAGCUAAAGUAAAGUCUAUUUUAACAAACAGCUGUUUUUGCGUGUGGUCAGAGGCUUAUCAAGUGCAUGUUUCAGAUGUUUUACCACAUUGUAAAAAGUAUAGUCUGUAAUGGUUUUGUUUGCUGUUGCAUAAAAAACACUACAAAGAGAAAAGGCAUUUUUUUUUCAUAAACAACAAAUUUAUACACUUUUCCACUUACUGGGUUUUUUUUUUUAAUGCUGCACUACAAAAAUCAAUCUGAUGAAAUUAUUUAUGAUAUUAAAACUUUCUUAAGUCUUUAAAAUACACACAAGAGAAAAACCAUUUGUAUACUAUCUAUUUGGAACAAAGGCUUUUUAUACCUAGUUUCGGGUUGGGUUGGUUUGGUUUGGUUUUUUUUAAAUAAAGAUAAUUAAAAUGCA
Molecule: messenger RNA, 8189 nt
Organism: Peromyscus leucopus (white-footed mouse)
Lineage: Eukaryota; Metazoa; Chordata; Mammalia; Rodentia; Cricetidae
Gene: Tasor2
Product: transcription activation suppressor family member 2
Exons: 20
Coding region: 325-7512 (2395 amino acids)
Biological process (GO): negative regulation of gene expression, epigenetic
Cellular component (GO): nucleoplasm
Source: RefSeq, a predicted model, not a curated record